Molecule: messenger RNA, 2257 nt
Organism: Nymphaea colorata (pocket water lily)
Lineage: Eukaryota; Viridiplantae; Streptophyta; Magnoliopsida; Nymphaeales; Nymphaeaceae
Product: replication protein A 70 kDa DNA-binding subunit B
Exons: 12
Coding region: 214-2052 (612 amino acids)
Biological process (GO): nucleotide-excision repair; telomere maintenance via telomerase; double-strand break repair via homologous recombination
Cellular component (GO): DNA replication factor A complex; nucleus
Molecular function (GO): damaged DNA binding; single-stranded telomeric DNA binding
Source: RefSeq, a predicted model, not a curated record
GCGAAAUCCGUGAAAAGGAGGGAAAGUUUCGAUAUUUGUACGCCCACCGUUCGCAUGUUCGUCUUCUUCUUCAUCGUGCUCUGUCUCUCCUUCCAGAUCUAAGGGCAGGACCUUCUCUGCCUUCCCUUCUCUGACUUUUCUGGCUAUUCUUCUGUUGCUUGUUGAUCUGAGACGAGGGUGCCAAGGAGUAGAGAGAGUAGAAACGGGAAAAAGAUGGCGGUAACCGUGACACCAUCCGCGAUCUCAACCAUCCUUUCAAGCCCCACGCCGGAUUCGCCCUCAUCCAUCCCAGAUCUCGUCAUCCAAAUCGUCGAUCUCAAGCCAGUCGGGACCAGCAACACUCGAUUCACAUUUAUGGCGAAUGAUGGAUCGAUGAAGCUGAAGGCGAUGCUGCCGACCUCGAUUUCUUCUGAAGUUCAGUCCGGGGAACUCCAGAAUCUGGGGCUGAUUCGGAUUAUUGACUACACCUGCAACGCGGUGCCCAAUCAACCCCAAAAAGUGUUGAUAGUAACAAAAUGCGAGGUGGCAUCUCCACCGCUUGAAGAGGAGGUGAAGACUAAGGUGAAAUUGGAAGAAGAAACGGGCAUAAUUUUGAGACCAAAGGAAGAAACGGGCAUAGUUUUGAAGCCAAAGCUUGAAGCUAACGCAAAGUCUGCUGCUCAAAUUAUUAGAGAACAUCAUGAAAAUGCCCCUCCCACCUCUCGAAUGGCUAUGACAAGAAGGGUUCAUCCUUUGGUUUCACUAAAUCCAUAUCAAGGGAAUUGGACUAUAAAGGUUCGGGUCACUGACAAAGGCAUCAUGCGCUCGUACAAGAACGUGAGAGGCGAAGGAAGUCUGUUCAAUGUGGAGCUGACAGAUGAAGAUGGAACACAGAUUCGGGCAACCAUGUUCAACGAAGCUGCAAAAAAGUUCUAUCCUAAGUUUGAGUUGGGAAAAGUGUAUUACAUUUCCAGGGGAACUCUUAAACUUGCCAAUAGACAAUUUAAAACUGUUCCAAAUGAUUAUGAGAUGACCUUGAAUGAGAACUCAGAAGUUGAAGAAGCCGCUGGUGAGGGGAUCUCUAUCCCAGAGGUGAAAUUCAACUUCACCAAAAUUGAUCAAUUGAGUCAAUACAUUAACGGUAGAGAACUUAUAGAUGUUAUUGGGGUGGUUCAACACGUUUCAAGUACUCUUAGCAUUCGAAGGAAAAGUGACAAUAAAGACAUCCCAAAGCGUGACAUCACUAUUGCAGAUGAAUCGAAGCGCACAGUUGUUGUCUCACUAUGGAACGAUCAUGCUACAAAAGUUGGACAAGAGCUUCUUGAUAUGGUAGAUACUGCUCCAGUGGUAGCAAUCAAGAGCCUCAAAGUAGGUGAUUUUCAAGGAGUUUCUCUUUCUACAUUGAUCACGAGUACAGUAGUCAUAAAUCCUGACACUUCUGAAGCAAAGAAGUUGAGGUCCUGGUACGAUUCUGAAGGUAAACAGUCAUCCAUGGCUUCUGUUGGGUCUGGCAUGAUCUCAUCAAAGACAGGAUCAAGAUCAAUGUACUCCGACAGAGUGUCUCUUUCUCAUAUUGUUGGGGACACAUCCUUGGGGCAGGAUAAGCCGGCAUGGUUCAGUAUUAUAGGGUAUAUAAGCUUCAUCAAGCCUGACCAGACAAUGUGGUACCGUGCAUGCAAAACAUGUAACAAGAAGGUUACAGAAGCAAUUGGGUCUGGUUAUUGGUGUGAAGGAUGCCAAAAGAAUGAUGUGGAGAGCUCUUUGAGGUAUAUAAUGGUUGUGAGAGUUACCGACUCAUCUGGGGAAGCGUAUGUUUCUACUUUCAACGAACAAGCAGAAAAAAUUAUUGGUUGCACAGCGGACGAACUAGAAAUGAUCAAAUCAGAGGAUGAGAAAUCCUAUCAAAGCAAAUUGAAGGAAGCCACAUGGAUGCCUCAUCUUUUCCGAGUAAGUGUUGUGCAAUCAGAGUACAUGAACGAGAAAAGGCAGAGGAUCACGGUGAGAGCUGAAGCUCCAGUUGAUUGGGCAGCUGAAACGAAGCACCUUUUGGAGAAAAUAUCAAAGUCUAACUAAUUUUUAAAUUUCUUUCUUACGUUCACGCUUAUCUGUUUUCUGUCUCGUCAUUUUGUUUUUUGGCCUUUCACCUCAAAACCGGGGAGGUUGUAUUACAUAGAAAAGUAGCAUGUUAAAAUUUCACAAAUUAGUAUUGUAUAUAUGUUUCUAGCCGGUGUGAUCCGAACUUACCACUUUUUCUCUUAUAGAUUCUCGUUUUACUCAA